This is a messenger RNA of Vitis riparia (riverbank grape), 894 nucleotides long. RefSeq lists its product as uncharacterized. The record is from RefSeq and is a predicted model, not a curated record. The coding region runs from base 1 to 894 and encodes 297 amino acids. The transcript has a single exon. NCBI's taxonomy places the organism in Eukaryota, Viridiplantae, Streptophyta, Magnoliopsida, Vitales, Vitaceae.
AUGAUUAAACAAGUUCCGACGUAUGCAAAAUUUCUAAAGGACUUAUGCACUAUAAAAAGAGGGUUGAACGUGAGCAAGAAAGCCUUCUUGACUGAGCAAGUACGUUCCAUUAUAAAGUGUAAAUCCCUAGUAAAAUACAAAGAUUUGGGUUGCCCUACUAUCUCUGUGACGAUUGGAGGGGUGCCAUUGGAAAAAGUUUUGUUGGACUUGGGAGCAAGUGUAAACCUCCUACCAUACUCUGUCUACGAGCAAUUGGGGUUGGGGGAGUUGAAACCAACAUUAAUCACUCUAUCUCUAGUAGAUAGAUCUGUGAAAAUUCCAACAGGUAUAAUUGAAGAUGUCCUAGUCCAAAUUGACAAAUUCUACUACCUAGUAGAUUUUGUUGUCUUGGACACGGAUCCAAAUGCAAAAGAAACCAACUGUGUCCCUAUUAUACUUAGGAGACCAUUCCUAGCUACAUCAAAUGCCCUUAUCAAUUGUAGAAAUGGAAUGAUGCAACUCUCUUUUGGCAAUAUGACAAUGGAACUCAACAUCUUCUAUUUAUGCAAGAAACAAUUCCAUCCGGAAGAAGAAGAAGGACCAGAAGAGGUGUGUAUGAUUGAAAACCUAGUGGAGGAGUAUUUUGAUCAGAAAAUGCUAGAAGAAUUCAACGAGAGUCUUAAGGAUCUUGAUGAAGGGUCACCUGAACCCUCAGAAUUGCUUGCUACAUUUUACCCUUUGAAGAGGCGGGAAGAAAUUCUACCUCUAUUCAAUAGGGUGGAGACACAAGAAGCCAUUAAGGAGGAAAUCCCAAAGCUGAUUCUGAAGCCAUUACCCGCUGAGUUGAAAUAUGCAUACCUGGAAGAGAACAAGCAGAGCCCUGUUGUUAUUUCUUCAUUUCUUACCAUUACUUAG